CUAAUUCAAAUAAACUGGUGAUCUUCGGAUCACUUUGGUCAAAUUGAAACGAUACAGAGAAGAUUAGCAUGGCCCCUGCACAAGGAUGACACUGCGACAUUGAGAGAAAACCCAUUUUUUUUUUUAAUUAUUGAUACGAAUCAUCAUUUUUUUGUAUUUCUUUUUGGUUAAAUUUACUUUUUACGCUUUCUUCGUACAAACGAUUGUUUCAUUCAUUUUUGGUAAUUUUUGGCUACUUUAAGAUCUGUGUCGUUCUUAAUUUUUUAGAAUAAGCAUAAAAAAGGGUACCCAAUUGUGUAUUAUCAGGCCUUCUUGUCGGUUUUCGAAAGUUAUUCUACAAGUUUAUUUAGCCGUUCUUUAAAAACAUUGGUACCAGUCCAGUUCAGUUCGUGUUUGAAACGAUUGCUUUCGUUUAUUUGAUUACGCGUUUUUCGGGAUAUCCUUCAAAGUACCUGAUUAGGAAUGUUUUUUAUGGAUUUCCUUAGCUGAACUCUAGUUUGUCUAUUCUCUAAAAAGUCGUUUAUUAUCAAAAAAAACAUUUUGACUCUUUUAUCCAUCAAUCUUGUUUGUAUUGGCUAAUUUGGCUGCCAUUUCUGGUCAUUAAUCUUUCUCUUUUCUUUUUUUCCUUCAUCCUACAUCCCCUCCCUCUUUGCAUGCAUUUACAUUCCUUUUUUCACGUCCAUCCAAAAUUUUUUGGUCUUUAUAAGCCAUAUCAAUUCGUUCGCUGCUUAAACCUUCAAUCUUCUUAUCAGCCUGCCCACGUCGAAGCUGUUUGGCAUGAGCUGCAACAAGGUUUGUCUUCCGUUGAGCAUCCGCCUUCAAAGGCAAACAUAAACAGCGAUACUCACCCUUUCCCAAUCCUUCUUCCACCGCCUAAUAUCACCGGCAAGUUGCACAUUGGGCACGCGCUAACCAUUACAAUUCAAGAUGCUCUAGCAAGGUAUUAUUCUAUGAAUGGCUGUCAAGUUUCCUUUCGGCCAGGCACGGAUCAUGCCGGUAUUGCAACACAGUCAGCUGUUGAAAAGUUUUUAAAUAAAAAAGGAAUCACAAAAGCCAACCUUACUGAAUCCGAAUUCAUGCUUCAGGUUCGAGAUUGGGAACAUCAGUUUCAACAUCGAAUCCGAAAACAGCUUGAGGCAUUUGGUGCUUUAUUUGAUUGGGAAAAUGGAUUUUAUACUUUAGACCAAGAGAGAUCUCACGCGGUCUCUAAAGCAUUCGUAGAUUUAUUUGACUCUGGUUAUAUAUAUCGAGCUAAUCGCUUUGUAAAUUGGUGCCCUAAAUUGACAAGUGCUAUUUCAGAGAUGGAAGUUGAAUCACAGCUUAUUUCCGAUCCUGUCACCAAACGGAUCAAUGGAGUUUCAGUUGAUUUUGGAUAUAUGUACCAAAUUGCUUACCCGUUACUUGACUCUUCCAACGAAUCCAUUGUUGUUUCUACAACUCGACCUGAAACAGUUUUUGGAGAUCGUGCUAUUGCUGUAAAUCCACAUGAUUCAAAGUAUCAGCGUUUCAUCGGAAAGUUUGCACGACAUCCACUUCGUCCAGACCUUGUUCUUCCUAUUGUGGCAGAUGACACUGUUGAUCCGACUUUCUAUACUGGAGCUUUGAAGAUUACACCCAGUCAUAGUUCUGUCGAUUUUGACAUAGCUAAAAGACAUGAAAUACCUUUGGCUCCUAUCUUGGACCUGAAAGGCCGUUUAGUAAAUUGCUCUAAUGAAUUGAAUGGAAUGGACCGCUUAUGUGCACGCCCAAAAAUAGUACAAAUGUUAAAAAACGUUGGAGCUCUAGUAAAUCAGCUCUUUCAUUCUUGCGUUUUAUCUGUUUGCUCUCGAACUGGAGAUGUGAUUGAGCCUAUCAUGGUUCCUCAGUGGUAUUUAUCCGUGGAUCAUCUUCGAAAAGAACUCUUGCAUAUGACUGAAGAGCAGAAUCUGAAGUUUUUCCCCCCUUCAACUAAAAGCGAUUGGUAUCGAUGGUUAGAAAACAUGCAAGACUGGUGUCUUUCCCGCCAAAUAGCAUGGGGUCAUCGGAUUCCUGUUUGGAAAUAUGAAACCACUAAUGGGGAACAAUGGGUAGCAGCUGAAACCCAAGAAAAAGCUAUAAAAAAGUCUAAUGGAGCUCUUGUAACACAAGACUCUGAUGUUUUAGAUACUUGGUUUUCUUCUUCUUUACUGCCUUUGUCUGCAUUUGGAUGGCCUCGUUUGAAGAACGUGCCCAUUUUGCCAUUCAUAGAAAGCGGGAAAGACAUCAUCUUCUUUUGGAUUGCAAGAAUGGCCUUGAUGUGCUCGUAUUUUACCAAAGCUCUACCUUUCCGAGAAGUUAUUUUACAUCCUCUCAUUCGGGACUCGGAAGGGCGUAAGAUGUCGAAAUCUUUGGGAAAUGUUAUUGAUCCUAUGGAUAUAAUACACGGCGUCUCUUUCGAUAAGCUCGAGGCGAAGCUUUUAGAAGGAAGCUUUUCGAAAUCUGAAAUGCUCAAAUCCUUGGCUCAUUUGAAAAAGUCGUUUCCGAAAGGCAUCCGUGCUCAAGGAUUAGAUGCUUUACGCUUUGGCCUUUGCCUUUCCUUGCACCAUAAUCAAAGAAUUCUAUUAGAUAUGGAAAGUUUCUCAAACUCUUACAGAUUUCUGUCGAAGCUCUGGAACUUAGUGCGUUACUUUGGCCAGUACGAGUCUGUUUCGGUCAAUAAUGGUAACCAGGCCACUUUAAACGAGAGCUUCAAAAUAAUUAAAGAUGCAUUUGAUCAUCGACUGCAGCUCACCGUUGAAUGCUGUCGUGAAAACUUUGAUAAUCGUUCUCUAUUUAAGGUUGCAGAAUCAUUAGAAAAGUUUUUGCUUAACGAUUUGUCAGUUGAGUUUGUUGAUUUAACGCGUCCUCUUCUAAAAAAUCCAGAUACCCGAGAUAAUGUUUUGCAAUUUUUCCAUCAUUUGAUGAAUAAAUUUUUGCGUCUGACCCAUCCUGUUAUACCAUGCUUAACCGAGGUCUUAUGGAAACAUCUGGACUACAAGCCAAAGGGGCCUUUACACAAAGGUAUCUAUCCUAGUGCGGAAGAACGAAAGGUGGUCUCCGAAAAGGCUGCACAGGCUAAUGAAGUUGUAAAAGAUAUUAUGAAAAUUAUAUAUUAUUUAAGAAGCUUGAAAGUGAAUAGGAAGCCAUCAAACGAUCAAGAAUUACCAGUUUACAUUCUUUCAAGCACAGGAAGCUUGGGCAAGUUUUGUGAAACGAUAAAAUACUUGACAGGAUAUCAAGUGAACAUGCUUUUGGAAAACGAUCUUCAAAAUUCUACUAGUACUUUUGUCCAAUUUAUGGUUUCUAGAGAUACUGUGCUAAUGGUACCAAGUAACUUCAUGCAUCGCAAUUUACCAAAGUUAGAAAAAAACAUAGACGAGUUAAGGAAAAAGGUUGAAAAGCUUGAUUUUAUUACUGCGUCAGCUGGCUACGUGAAAGCCCCAGCAUCAAUUAAGACAAGAAAUAAACAGCAUCGAGAAGAGCUACUCGCGAUGAUUAAUAGCUUAAGGGACAAGAUCAAUCGUCAAUGAAAUGUAAUGUUGUCUAAGCUGCUGACAUGUAUAGAAUAUAGUUUCAUUGAUUAAAUUUAUCUAAACGAAUUGUAUCACC
Schizosaccharomyces cryophilus OY26 is the source of this 3606-nucleotide messenger RNA. RefSeq names its product valine-tRNA ligase Vrs2/Vas2. Bases 654 to 3527 code for a protein of 957 amino acids. The transcript is spliced from 5 exons. Gene Ontology annotation, cellular component: cytosol. Gene Ontology annotation, biological process: valyl-tRNA aminoacylation. The record is from RefSeq and is a predicted model, not a curated record. Lineage: Eukaryota; Fungi; Ascomycota; Schizosaccharomycetes; Schizosaccharomycetales; Schizosaccharomycetaceae. Gene Ontology annotation, molecular function: ATP binding; aminoacyl-tRNA deacylase activity; valine-tRNA ligase activity.